AAAAUCAAUGAAGAUGGUGGUGAGCAUCAUGAAAGUGUCUGGACCAACUGGGACCAAAACUCCUGCACCUGCACCAAACUCUGUUUCAGAUAAACUACUACGGCCUCAAUCUGUUGGGAGCCAGAGGUUAGAAAAGCCACAGAUCAUCUCAAAUCCCAUUUCAAUCUUGAUGCAGCCAGUAGUUGAGAAUGAAGCUUCAAUCUCCAUUCAUCGAGUGGAAUAUGAAAGUGAUGAAAUGUUUACUGACUACAUCAGGAGGGUACGUGAGAAGCGCCAAAAUGGUUUUCUCGAUGCAUCAAAAUUUCCACCUUACAUAAGGAAGUGAAGGGAAAUAACUGUCUUCAUCUCUGUUUCAUUUUCACCCCUAUACCAUAUUUCAAUUUCUACCUUUUAUAUGUAAUUCAACACACUAGCUGCUAUAUGGAAUAAGAUAAUCCAAUUUGC
Rubroshorea leprosula is the source of this 444-nucleotide messenger RNA. The record is from the annotation of a GenBank genome assembly. Lineage: Eukaryota; Viridiplantae; Streptophyta; Magnoliopsida; Malvales; Dipterocarpaceae.